ACAGUGAUUCUGUUGUUGAACAAUUGAAUGUCGUCACUGCAGUUCAAAUACAUCAACAAUGAAUAACAGUGUAAAUAGAAAGAAUACAACCGCUGUGUGGGAACUGGGAAGUGGGGUUGCUAAGAAAAGGUUUAUUCAAGUCACCCAAAAGUCAUUUUAAGCCGAACUCUGAAGAAAACAGCUAACUUGGAAUUUAUGCCAUAUUCCCAAUGACUCUACUUCAUCUAUUCUUAUUUUUUAUGUCAAUUUUCUUGCCUUCAUGUUUUGGCUCGGAGCAGGGACCUGUUGCAAGGAAUGCAGCCAAGUUACAGACAUGCGGUCAACUCACAGACUCGGCCAAUAAAGUGUCAAGAAUAAUUGGUGGCACUGUUGCUAAUACCUUUCCCCCCUGGUAUGUGGCAUUGGUGAAGCCAGAAACGCGUUAUGCUCCCAACUAUAGUGUGGCCUGCGGCGCUGCUCUCAUCACAUCCAAACAUGUAGUAACUGCCGGUCACUGCUACCUUUCUCCAAUUCCACAUAAAGAUGAUCUCGUGGUCGUUAUAAACUUGACGAAUAGAUGUAAAAGAGAUGGAACAAUUCUAGAGACAGCUGAUUUGAAAAUUCAUGAGCAUUAUCAUGGAAUGGAUUUUAUACCUAAGAAUGAUAUCGCAUUGAUCUAUUUGAAGGAAGAAGUAUCCAACAUGCCUGUUUGUCUUCCUUCCAAAGGUCGGUAUGCCGGAUAUACAGGUCAAAUCUUUGGAUUCGGUUCAACCGUGGCGAGAUCAAUUUAUCCCUGUAAAAUGAUGUAUUCUGAUGUGAAUAUAAUACCUAAAAAAGAUUGUGUUAAAGGCAUGACACUGGAAAUGGCACAAAAAACAAUAUGUGCAGGACAUUUGAAUGGUCGGAAAGACGCCUGCGAUGGCGAUAGUGGUGGUCCUCUUAUAGUCCAAAAUAAAAAUAAUGGAGCAUAUGAAUUGAUUGGUAUCGUUUCUUACGGUGAUGGCUGUGGCCGAGCGAAUAACCCUGGAAUCUACACCGAUGUAACGAAGCGCGGAUUCCUGCCAUGGGUGUUGAAGCACAUAGGAGAUGCCAAGCCAUCAGGCAGUGCUGACAACGUUGUCAGUCAUCCAACCAAGCCGGAAAAGCCAACUCUCGACAAUUCACCGUCUUUUGCGGGCAUUGACUACAAGCCACCUCCUGAAACACGACCUACUGGAGCAGCAAUGGCUGAUCAGAUGACGCCUCAUCCUAAUAUGGAUGCUCAACAAUCUCGUAGAGAGAUGCAGGCCGCUUUUCAAGCUGCCUGUUAUCGGCAAAAAGCUGCUGGAAUGGAUUUCCGGAUGUGAUGUGUUCUAGCUAUGUAACUCCAAUUCAUAAAACACUCUAAAUGUUUGGAUGCUUCUUGCAAUCCAGUGUAAUUGAAUAUUUAUUACUUCCAUUGAAUCGUGUUCAAUAACCAUCUCCAGAGCUUCCUUGUGAUAAAUUGAUGUACAUUACUUUACAAUAUAACCAAUAUUGACUAUUAGGCUAAGUUAUAACAAUUGAAAUAAUUUUGAUUCAUCUCUUCCUAUAUAUGGUGUUCCUUAUCCCUUAUAGCUUAUCUAUCUCGCCCAAAUUAAAUAAUAAAUGUUCAAAAUCAGCUUAUCAACAUUGUUAAAAAUCACUCGCUCAAUAUAAUAAAAUAGCGUAACAAAUAA
Messenger RNA from Nilaparvata lugens (brown planthopper), 1676 nucleotides. RefSeq names its product transmembrane protease serine 9-like. Gene Ontology annotation, molecular function: serine-type endopeptidase activity. The record is from RefSeq and is a predicted model, not a curated record. NCBI's taxonomy places the organism in Eukaryota, Metazoa, Arthropoda, Insecta, Hemiptera, Delphacidae. Bases 210 to 1325 code for a protein of 371 amino acids. Gene Ontology annotation, biological process: proteolysis. The transcript has 7 exons.